Rhopilema esculentum is the source of this 4813-nucleotide messenger RNA. RefSeq names its product AVIToxin-VAR1. Lineage: Eukaryota; Metazoa; Cnidaria; Scyphozoa; Rhizostomeae; Rhizostomatidae. The record is from RefSeq and is a predicted model, not a curated record. Gene Ontology annotation, cellular component: extracellular region. Gene Ontology annotation, biological process: digestion; lipid catabolic process. Gene Ontology annotation, molecular function: enzyme activator activity.
UUUACUCUUUGCAAAUUUUAAGCCUUUAUCGUUGGAAUCUAAUGUAAGGUUUUAGCUAGAAAAACAAGUUUUCCACAAGCCUUUUCUGCAACUUUGUGUGAUGUGUCAAUUGACCCCUAAACCGCAACAAUACUUACGCUAGUACUUGCUGUUAAAGUAAGAGGCCAACAAUUUUGUAAGGCAAUCUUCACAAGCUCAACUAUAUAAGGAACAAGAUCAUUCACAUUGACUCUUGAAUUCUUAAUGUACCUUUCAUCUGUCAAAGUUAGAUAACUCGAUAUGAGGCAAUCAGGAGAGACCUAAUGCCAUGCUUGUGAUCAUAUAAGGUUGAAGAGAGCGCGAAAGGAACUUCGAGGCUGUUAGAUCAACCAUUUUUACUGACGAGACCAUUGGCUCAGGUCGGCUAAUGAGCGCCUGUCCCAGUGCUGUCAGGUCCACAAUGAAGUGUCAGGCCUGGAUGGUAAAUGCUAUUUCAGUUGUAUUUAACACCCACUCAAGUGAUUCAAUCGGAAUAUUUGUCUGAAAUAUCAUUAACUGUUCAUCUUCCUAGCUGUACAUCGCGCUGUUUGCCAUAGAGUUGGGUCAUCGUCGUGGAGGAAGGAGCCAGCAAAAAUAAACAGAUCAAAUAAUCAAGAAGCACUACCCAGUGUACCGAAAGCCACCUUCAAAGCUCUUCAUUGCAUUGUUGUGAAUAAAGCCAUUCAUUGUGUCGACAAAGAAGGAAGGAUAUUGAAAGCGAGGGCGAUUUGCUAUAUAAAGCCUGCAGAAAGAUUGGAUCUGUUAUUGGGUUGAGUACGCGAUACAAGCUGGUUGUGUAUAACAUAAGAAUCAAACAGGAGGAUAAAGUCGCCGUAUUUGGUAUAGCAUUUAGCAUUUCAAAAUGACGUCCUACGCUUAUUAUCUGCUAUGCCUUGUUUUCGUCAUUUCAAGCAAUCGACCUGCUUCUUCUAUGAUGCAACCUUGUGAAAAGAAUUCACAAUGCGGAGAAAACCAGUGCUGUGCUUUAAGACUAAAGCUUUUCGGUUACAAAGGAUACUGUUUAAGAACAAAGUCUCUUGGAGAAGUUUGCAGUCCAAACGUAAUGAAUGGAAAACACUUCACGUGUAGCUGCACUGUGGGCCUUACCUGCGCUAUAACGGACCUGGAUAAAUUCAAAAACCCCAAGUACAGAUGUGUGCGAAUACCAACUGAGGUUCCCGAAGUCUCUGAAAGGCCAAGUAGGCCCGUCGAAGACACCCCACAAAACUCACCGUACGCAAUUAUGUUCAAUAAAUACUUGCAGAGCAGACUAAAUCGACUAAGGAGUGAAAGUCCACGAUCACGAUCGUCUUGAUCACUCUUUUAUCAAUAGCAUGUUUUCUUCCUUGAAAGAAACUAAAAUGUUCCGUUAAUUAGCGGUGUGUCAAAGUAUUUUACUUCGCAUGGAUACUGCUAUUCGUAGCAAUGCGGCCAUCUGACAGAUACUCUGAACGCCAAAAAAACGCGGACGAAAGUACAAUCUCCUGCAAAGCUGAAAGUGCUACAGAUCAUUUAUUUAUGACGAAACUUGAGUUCUGGUUGGCAACUUUUGCAAGCUGUUCGCGUCAUAAGGAGGCUCCUCUAUGAUGGCGGUCGGAGGUAUGAACUACCAGAAUGGCAAGGGUGUAUGAGUGAACAAAAUUCUCCAAAACUUCUUCAAAUACUGAAAAGUUAAUGGACCGACAUUUACAGAUAAUAUGAUAAUGUAUGUUAGUUGAAAAUUUAAAAUAUACUGUGGUUUUAGAAAGUUAAAUAUACUAAUUUAUUCAUUGUAAAUAGUAUACUGACGUUAUGCCUACUGGGGUUAUGCAUACACCAAAUAAUUCAUCUGAAAAUUACAAUCAUUGCAAUAACUUGUUAUUUUUGAAGAAUUAUCAUUAAUAAAGUCAAAAGCAAAAAAAUCUUCAAAUCAACAAUUUGCUUAAAAAAUCAUUUCAUAACUGAUUUUUUAUUUGGUUGCCAGAACUCCGCCUCCCACAUGAAUUAUUAUAGACUCAAAUAUAAGAGAAAUAAACCUAAUAGCUAAUUAUGCUUUCUGAUCAUAAGGGUGCUUGAAUAAGGAAUUUUUCGAGUUUUUUCCACAUGGACCUAGAAAACGCAUUAAAAUGGCUGAAAAAGUGUACUAUUGAGGAGAAGAACAGUGAUUUGUUACUUUAGAAAGCAAUAAUAUUUAGUAUAAGUAUAUUUGCGAUAUACAUAACCCCAGAGUCAUGAAGCUUACGUAUCAUUCAAACACGAAAAGACACUCAGUAUCAGAGACUAAGAAGAGUAUCAAAGAACUGACUUAGAACAGCUUCAGGUGAUUGGUACUUCCCCAGGUUUUAGCUCUGAAAUUCUACCUUGUGCUUUCUGUAUACUAAGAUGGCCGUGUUCCAUAUCUAUGGCAUAUUACUGCGUGUCUUUUCUUGCAAUUGAGCAUGUUAAUAAAAUUUAGGCGUUGUAAAACAUAAACAACGAUAAUCUCUAGGAUAUCAUAAAUCAAAAUGAAACAUAUGGCAUAUAAAAUAUUGUGUAUUCGCUCUAUUGUUCUCUUGUUCUGUUAUCGGCUGGCUCGAUGAAUACCCUAACCUGUACAAAUUAAAAGUUCUGUCAUCUGCGUUUCCAGCCGUGACAUAAACAAGGAAGCUGCAAAUUUUAAAUUACCCUGCAGUAACCUUGCAGAAUACAAUCCUUUUAUCAGAUUCCUUUUGAUAAAAGGUUGAUAUCGAGCCAGCGGACCUUAAUCAAAUUUUCUCAGAAUCUAACAUUAUAAGAAUACUUCCGUGUUAUGAUAAUGAUGACCUUGUUACACAGUGGACCAAGCCAUUCGAUGACUGCAUCAGUUUCACAAGAAGCUCUAAAAAGUUACGUUUAUCUGCGCUUGUUUUUAUUUUUGCUAAAAAUUUCCAUGGAAGCGCUUGCAUAUCACAAUCAUUUGUCGCUUUAUUGUCUUCGGGAAGUAAAUAAUGAUUGAAGACAAGAAAAAGCAACUUUCUAGACAUGGUGGGAAAAUUCACUAACAUAGGACCAGCAAGGACGUUCGUUUGUCAGGACUGGGAAAACAGACUUAGAAAACAAAUUUCCCGUGUAUUUGAUUGUACACAAAGUGAAGCGGGAUAAAAGAAAGUGGUUGGGUUUGAGUCCAAAAGAAGACAGGAAGGGAAGAUUCUUCAAUAUGAAUUAAUUUAGAAAUUUUGUAGUCGAGAACUGAGGAUAGAGAAAUAUGCUUUUAUAUCUUUUCGUUUAGUGAGGAUGCCAAUCUAUUCUCAGCUAUUGAGUAUGAAUCACUUUGGACACCCAAACGGAUCUUGUUCUGCUGAUAUACUCUUUAAAACUUACAACAUUCGUCUCACCAAUGAUUUUGGCAUUUCUAGCAACAGUUAUGUCGACUUUUCUGUUGGUGGCAAGAAUGCUUCAAGAUAUUUUGUUGCGUAGAUUUUAUCAACACGGCAACAAAAAACAAGUUAGAUGGGCGAUCUGUCUAGUCAGAAACUAGUAAUUUACCGCAAGUUACUUCUCAAGGACAAAUACCCAGAAGUUUUGUACUAACAGAGUGUAAUAAGAGGAAAGACACAUAGCUUAGACCAUUUUCCUUAAUCUCUCCACGAUUUUUGUGCUAAAACUCUUGAGUCAAUUAAAAACAAAGUGAAGGACUGGAUGUUUUUCAACGAGGAGUAUAUGAUGUUUGUUUAGGUUGCCCGAUUGCUGACCAGGGUGGCAUGAAAAAACUGAUGAAAAUACUUUAAUUCAAUUUAAUUUGGUUUGGCGGAUUCUUUACAACUAACUUGUCCUUUAUUAAAGGUUUUGGGGUAUCAAUCAUAACUCCUUGCAUACGUAAAGAUGUAAACACUCGGAUUCAGUCUUUUUGGCCCACCGACUGCGACCGUAGAGCUGCAUUACCCUCAGAACAACACAAGGCAUGGAAAUUGCAACAAACAUAGCGCGACACGAACACCAUAAAUUUGAGACACUUUGGACUUCAUUUCUACCAUGAGAAUUCCUUACUUCUACUUUCGGCCGAACACGCCCUCAGUGCAUGUGUGUUAAUUGGUGGAUAUCUCAAAACUUUAACAUCGGAUGAUAGCAGUAACUCUGUAACAUUUAACAAUAGCAAUAACUUUGCAGCAGUGAAAAAAGGGUGCCUAAAAUAGGGUGUUUCCACGCUAAAGAAGGGUGAUCUAGAAUCACAAUCUUUAAUAAAACGUAUCCUGCAUCUGCUACCUUAAUCCAGUUAAUGUCCGCUUUACAAAAUUACUAUAUGUAAGGUUUUAGCAGUAAAUGAUUUGAUUUAAACAGUAUUCUAUUAGUGCAUUGUAUUUUUUCAAAGAGAUUAUCAGAAAUUAUAGCGAAAAAUGCUCGGUACCAAUAUUUAAGUAUAUUUUCCGAUUCCGUAUUAUAUCUCCCAAAACUGUGCGACUUUCGUGAAGAUUUCUAUCGAAAAAGCAGCUUCCAAAUGAAUUGCCUUCCAACUAUCCUUUGUACCAAAGAUUAAAAGCAAUAUUAAUUUUGAUAAUGAUAUUAUGAUAUAUAAUGUUAGUAAUAUAAUAAAAAUAGUACGAAUCCAUAUACAGAAUUUUAUACUUUAACAUGUUAAUGCUGUUAUCAACGGUGGUCUUGAUUGAAUAAAAUGGAAAGGCAAAGGCAAAGUAAAACAAUAAACACAAAAUAGCAAUGAAUAUCUAGAAUUAAAAAUGGAGAUCUGAGCGAUUUACUCCAGUGGUAGAGGUGCCAUAAGCACCACGAAAGUCACCAACUGUACCAGUCAGGCUGAAUCUGAAACAUUUACCGAUUAAGAAAUUCCUCCAUGGUUUUCAUC